AUGUUACGAGAACCACCACGCCGCAACCGCAGAGUGAAAGAAGGGGCAGACGACGAAGGCUGGGAACGUCGACGGCGAAUUGCCAAGGAGGUAGAAGAAUCUCCCCCCACCCCGAUGGUGAUACUUCAGAACCAUGUCACUCGCCGGGAUACUCUCACAUCCGUCUUCGCUCUUCAGUCCUGGUCGCACAUCCUGACCGUUCACACAUCCAAUCGACAUCAGAAACAAAGGAGCGACAAGCGCCCCCCCAAACACAAGAGAAAGAAGGAAGAGGAGGAGAGAAGAAAGAAAGAAAGAGAGGAGAGAGCCCUGGAGAGACUGGAGACGACAAGGACGAAACGACGAGGAACAGGAGCAGAAACAGACAUGGCGAUCCGAAACAUGAUCAUGUACGCCCUCUCACUGCCAUGCCUAGCAGCAGCGGCAGCCGUGGUGAGGCCGAGGACGGACGGGACAUACUGCGGCGGCGCGAUGGGGCCCAACGCGACCAGCACGACGACCCGCGCGCCCGGGCCGGUAUCGUGGAACGUGUACCCGCAGCAGCGCAGCCUGAGCCGGGGACCGUCGUCCGGGUUCGAGGUCCAGUCGUACGGCAACCGGUCCAGCCUCGAGCAGGUCCUCGUCUUCAGCGGCAUCCCCGACGGCGCCGAGUCCUGCACGCUCGGAUGGUCCCAGGGUUCGAGGGAGGACAGGGUGUUCCUCGUCGACGGGGAGUACGCCCUCGUCAAGGUCACGCAGCUCUCGGGCAUCCCGAAGGACGACGAGCCCAUCACCUACGAUUCCAUAGAGCCGUACGUGAAGGCGGCCGACGACGACGCCGAGGCGGCGCCCAGCCUGUCUCCCGACUUCACCUCGUGGGACGACGUACAGGGCCCGUCGGACCACGUUGCCGGCGGUGUCCGAUGUGCUGGGGACAUCUAUCUCAAGAUGGAACUGUAUGAUCCUACCACCCCGGCGCAUGUCUAUCUCUCUACGGACGAGGAGAAUGGAUUCUGGAUAGAGUAUACUUGCGGGCAGUGA
This is a messenger RNA of Geosmithia morbida, 1020 nucleotides long. RefSeq lists its product as uncharacterized. The transcript has 2 exons. The record is from RefSeq and is a predicted model, not a curated record. NCBI's taxonomy places the organism in Eukaryota, Fungi, Ascomycota, Sordariomycetes, Hypocreales, Bionectriaceae. Bases 1 to 1020 code for a protein of 339 amino acids.